This is a messenger RNA of Entamoeba dispar SAW760, 978 nucleotides long. RefSeq lists its product as uncharacterized. The record is from RefSeq and is a predicted model, not a curated record. The transcript has a single exon. Bases 1 to 978 code for a protein of 325 amino acids. NCBI's taxonomy places the organism in Eukaryota, Evosea, Mastigamoebida, Endamoebidae.
AUGAAUCCUACCAAUAAUAUUUGCAACUGUUAUAAAUGUGUUUGUGGUAAUGUCUCGAUUAGUGUUAAAUCUGUUGGUGAACAAACUGAUCUUGCUCUUAACUCUGUUCCUUUGAAUUGGGUUAACCCCAUUUAUACUACUACAGGGGUUAUUCAAAUUAAAUAUCAACAACUUAAAAACAUAUCUACAAACUCCAAAUUAAAACCUUUUUCAUUAAUACAUUGUAACCUCUGUAAUACUGAUGUAUGUUGUUAUAUUCCAAGAUCAUCUUAUUUAACUGAAACGUAUGUCAUAAUUAAUCCAUCAUUAAGAAAUAUUAAAGAUUUACGAGAAGACAUGAUUUAUUCAAAGGCUUAUGAUUUGUAUAUUAAUAACUUUGAAAUUCAAGAUAACAUCUCGUGGUGUUGUAACGAUCCUAUAGAGAGAACGCUUUAUCAAAAAAGCCAGGAUUAUAUUGAUGCUUUGUUUGAAGAAAAAGAAAGAAAAGUUAGAGAAUUUGUUUUAAAACAAGAAGAAAUUUUUGAAGAACAAAGAAGAGAAGCAAGAAAUCAAUAUCUAAUGCUAAAGAAACAAUGCUCUGAACGUCACAUUAUAAGUUCAUCUUCAACCUUUAACUCUUCAACCCCUACUAAGACCCAAAGUGGUUCUGAAUUAAAACAAAAUCAUCUUCCUUUUUAUUUACUUCAAAACUGUCAUUCUAAAGAUGGUAUCUUCUUUUUCGAUGAAGAAUCUGAAAGUGGUGUUGAGCCAAGUUCAUAUGAAGAAAAAGCUUCUUUAGAUAACAGAGUGUUUAGUCGUACAUUUCAUUCUCCUUCUAAUUUGGAUGACAACGAUGAUGUUCCUGUUUUUGCUAAAAAGCAAGAAAAAAAAUUAUUCCCAACUACGUUCAAAGAAUUUACAUUAGAAAAGGUUCAACAAGAGUCAUAUGAAAAACCCUCAUGCAUUUCUACUAAUUUAAUUAAACAAGGUCUGAUAUAG